Messenger RNA from Desarmillaria tabescens, 865 nucleotides. RefSeq lists its product as uncharacterized. The coding region runs from base 159 to 695 and encodes 178 amino acids. The transcript has 3 exons. Lineage: Eukaryota; Fungi; Basidiomycota; Agaricomycetes; Agaricales; Physalacriaceae. The record is from RefSeq and is a predicted model, not a curated record.
CAGAUCAAAAAUGAAACCAGUCAACGGACUGAAUGGACCCUGAGAUCAAUUGGCGCUUAAGGAGUACAGCUAUCCAUGAAAUUUGUUUGCCCUAAACUUGAUUCCUCACGGUCGACAACGAUAAAAUCAGCUGAAGCGCCUGCCUGAAUUAAUCACGAAUGAGUGGGUACGACCAGGCUCUCCUCGCUGAGGCCCCGGCAGCGACAAAGGCCCAGCUGCAGGAAGGCUACAAUCCAGAUAUUUUACGACCUAACCGUACGCCCCCUGUACGCAGCGACUCUGAUCCGGAUCCUGAAAGCCAGAGCGGGCCCCCGACUUCAAAAGAGCACUUGCCGCUUAGCGCCGAAUCUAGCGCGCCUUUGCGCCGGAUACCCUUCUGGCGCACGCGGAAGGGGAUUAUUAUCAUCGUCAUUGCGGUCAUUGUGGUGAUUGGGGCGGUGGUAGGAGGAGCGGUGGGGGGAACUGUAGGGAAGAGCAACAACAACAACAACAAUAAUGCCGUAGAAGGGGGAAUCACUCAGACAGGAAUACCGGCGCCGUCAGCUUCGUCUAGUAGUGGGAGUGGGCAGGGCAUUGAGCAGGGCGGACCGACUACGUCUUCAGCAAAUCGCCAGACGACAACGACAACGACGGCGACGGCGGCGACGACACCAACUGGCGGCGGCUCGGUGCAAGGUGGGGGAGGCGUAUCAUAGUUCUUGUUUUUAUGUAUAUUAUUGCACCAUAUGUUCUACCCUUGGAUAUUUGACAUCUCUACCUUUGGAAUCCAUGGUUUUCAUACACAGAUAGUCAGCCACAACUAUCUCGCGUGGUUUUGCUCUUACAAAACUCGAGUUGAAUAGACUUGAACACAAAAUCCAGGUUU